AUGGCGAGACCAAAGCGUGAAUGGGAGGAAGGCAUGAAUUCCGACGCUGGCGAAUACCCUCACAGAAAGAGACCUCGUCGCGACUCGCUGGAGGGGGCAGAAGAUGACUUCGCUCGCGCCCAGGCCAGCCUGGAUAGGAAGCGACGCCAGAGACAGCAGCCCACUCAGCAGCAGACAUCGACGAUGUCAGAGGCGCAUGAAUUUGCUAACGUUUCUGCGGAUAGACUGUACAGGCUACAAACAUACAACGAGAGACGCCACGACGUGGUGGGACACGACAGACUGUCGUCGCGGCCCUCUUCAGGUCCGCAUCGCCCAAGCAACCAGCACCAAGCAACCAGCGAUAGACGGCACAUGAUUCAACACCACAACGACCACCGCCACGACGCGGCGACUCACGACAGACUGUCGUCGCGGCCCUCUUCAGGUCCGCAUCGUUCAAGCAACCAGCCUCGACCCUCGCAUCAGGUACAUCGAGAGAGCUACGACAGCUACGUCCCGCAGCAAACCCUGGCUCGAGACCAGACACGACGACCAGAGAAUCAUGACCGCGAGAUCAAGCCUAGACCAGGAUCUAGACCCCAGAACCCAAGCAGAGGGGUCUACCACGACUUCGCCCGGGAAGGACGUGGCCGCCCUGCCCCUUCCCGUUUUGACCCGCCAGCCCAACCACGAGGCAGUGAUCGAGACCAGCGGCCAUCAUACAGGUCACUGUCAAGAGGUGAUAAUCAUGGCUGGGGUCAAUCAAUUCAACGCGAGCCCGAUAUUACCUCAGACCGAGGUCGAUUUCACCGUCCACCGCGAUUCACUGAAAGGCGCUUCCAGCCCCCCCAAGAAAUUCGCGACAAGCCGCCUUUCUGCGAGAAGGUCAAGCUCAACAAGGAAGAUGCAGAGAAGCUCGUCACCCACGGCCGACAGUCAAUCGACCGUCAUGUUGAGCUCAGGUGUGGGAACUGCGGCCACAGAGGCCAUCGUCUGAUUGACUGCAUCUGGCCAGAUCUCUCGGGCCAGAUCAGUGGCUGCCCAUUGUGCAACACGAAGCUGCAUCAUUUGGAUGAAUGUGCUCGAGUAUCGCGGCUCUCCAAGGCCCAGUUGUAUCACCUCCUCGUCCAUAGAAGAGGCAACAGGCCAGCGAUCGCCUCGAGGACCCCUUGGGUUGAUCUCGUCAUGGGGGCCGCGACUUCCUCAAUUGAAAUCAAAGAUCCACGAGGGGGCCCUUUUCCUUGGACCAAGGACUUCGCCAAGAGCCAGGGGCACGUCUGGUGCAAGUACGCAAACCGCUCGGGUCCCUUGUGGGAGUUUUACGACUACAGGGCGGGAAAGGAGGAAAGGAUGCCUUUGCCAAUUGACCCCAAGACGAAGAAUUUGGAAAAGGUCUUGAGCAGCGUGGAGGAAUUGCGCAGAACUGAGGUGCACCUUGGGUUGGGGCAGAAUGCGCUCACUCUUUAG
Colletotrichum gloeosporioides is the source of this 1449-nucleotide messenger RNA. RefSeq lists its product as uncharacterized. NCBI's taxonomy places the organism in Eukaryota, Fungi, Ascomycota, Sordariomycetes, Glomerellales, Glomerellaceae. Bases 1 to 1449 code for a protein of 482 amino acids. The record is from RefSeq and is a predicted model, not a curated record. The transcript has a single exon.